This is a messenger RNA of Gracilinanus agilis (Agile Gracile Mouse Opossum), 978 nucleotides long. RefSeq names its product platelet endothelial cell adhesion molecule-like. The transcript has 4 exons. Gene Ontology annotation, biological process: cell surface receptor signaling pathway. The annotation marks the transcript as partial. The record is from RefSeq and is a predicted model, not a curated record. Lineage: Eukaryota; Metazoa; Chordata; Mammalia; Didelphimorphia; Didelphidae. Gene Ontology annotation, molecular function: transmembrane signaling receptor activity.
UGGCUCUGGAAUGGUGCCCAACCACAUAUCAUUCUUGCUUUGUUCUUUACAGAGUUAUUUUCCAAACCAGAGCUGCUGGUGUCUUCCAACCAUCUGGACGAAGGAGGGAAGCUAGACUUGUCUUGUCAGAUUGAAGGGUCUCUUCCUGCCAACUUCACCAUCCAGAAGGAAAAUAUAACAAUAAUAAAUUCUCAGAAUUUUACAACGAGGGUCUGGGUACAUGACAGUGGGACAUACAGAUGCCUCGGUGCAAUCCGCAAUGUCAUCAAGGAAAGUGAUCCAGUCCAAAUAUCUGUUUUUGAAAUUGUCUCCAAGCCCAGGAUUUUUCAUAACUCAGCAUCUGAAGUAAUAAUGGGGAAGCUCUUAGAAAUCUACUGCCAGUCAACAAAUGGGACACCACCUAUUAUAUACCAUCUUUGUAAAAUGAACUCAUGUGAGAAUCAGAAAGAAAUGUACUCCAAUGAACCAGUAAAAUUCUUGGACAUGCCCACAGCAAACACAGAAUAUACCUGUAUUUCUAAAAACCACCAUUCUCAAGGGACAAUGGCUAGUGAUGUUCUGAAUGUUGUGGUCAUCGUUCCAGUUGCCAAGGUCAACUUAUCCAUUCUGCUCCAUGAAGAAGUAGUGAGUGGGAAAGAGAUCACACUCCAGUGCAGCACAGAUGGAGGGUCUUGGCCAAUUCACUAUAAGUUUUACAGACAUGACUCUGUAGUCCCUUUUACCACAAUAACCUCAAAUGAUACCCAAGCGUUCUGGCAUACUUUACAGGCCAGGAAAGAGGAUGAAGGACAGUACUACUGUACAGCUUCCAACAGAGCCAAUAUCCAUAGCAGGGUCCCAAAGAGUAACAUUAUUACUGUUAAAGUCACUCUUGCUCCAUGGAUGAAGAGUCUAAUUGCAGUGGUCAUCAUUGGUGCCAUAAUCACUGCAUUGAUUCUUCUGAUCAGAUGGUACUUUAAGAAAACAAAGGGUAAGUAG